AUGCCUCAGAAUGAGUACAUGGAAAGGUGGCGUAAGCUGCACGGCCGGCGCCUGGACCACGAAGAACGAAGGCGAAAGAGAGCCGCCCGUGAGGGCCACAAGGCUUCCCAGGAUGCGCAGAACCUGCGUGGUCUGCGGGCCAAGCUGCAUCAGCAGAAGCGUCACAAGGAGAAGAUUCAGAUGAAGAAGGCGAUCAAGGCACAUGAGGAGAGAAACGUCAAGACUGCCGACGAAAAGGAGCCCGCAACCCCCAUGCCCUCGUACCUUCUUGACAGGACGAACCCGUCGACGGCCAAGGCCCUCAGCAGCGCCAUCAAGAACAAGCGAGCGGAAAAGGCAGCCAAGUUUAGCGUUCCCCUGCCCAAGGUCCGCGGCAUCAGCGAGGAGGAAAUGUUCAAGGUGGUCAAGACCGGCAAGAAGAUCCAGAAGAAGGGCUGGAAGCGCAUGGUCACGAAGCCUACGUUUGUCGGACAGGACUUUACGCGAAGAAACCCCAAAUACGAGCGAUUUAUACGUCCCCUGGGGCUUCGUUACAAAAAAGCCAACGUCACGCACCCCGAGCUGGGUGUCACGGUGCAGCUGCCCAUCAUCAGCGUCAAGAAGAACCCGCAAAACCCUCUGUAUACGCAGCUGGGCGUUUUGACAAAGGGAACCGUCAUCGAGGUCAACGUGAGCGAAUUGGGCUUGGUGACGGCUGGCGGAAAGGUUGUGUGGGGUCGAUACGCGCAGGUGACGAACAACCCCGAGAACGAGGGCUGCAUCAACAGCGUGUUGCUCGUCUAA
This is a messenger RNA of Metarhizium album ARSEF 1941, 783 nucleotides long. Its product is annotated as Ribosomal protein S8e/ribosomal biogenesis NSA2. Gene Ontology annotation, cellular component: nucleolus; preribosome, large subunit precursor. Gene Ontology annotation, biological process: maturation of LSU-rRNA; maturation of 5.8S rRNA. The coding region runs from base 1 to 783 and encodes 260 amino acids. The transcript is spliced from 2 exons. Lineage: Eukaryota; Fungi; Ascomycota; Sordariomycetes; Hypocreales; Clavicipitaceae. The record is from RefSeq and is a predicted model, not a curated record.